Messenger RNA from Aaosphaeria arxii CBS 175.79, 1458 nucleotides. RefSeq lists its product as uncharacterized. The coding region runs from base 168 to 1292 and encodes 374 amino acids. The record is from RefSeq and is a predicted model, not a curated record. The transcript is spliced from 3 exons. Lineage: Eukaryota; Fungi; Ascomycota; Dothideomycetes; Pleosporales.
CCAAGAGGCACGGAAGCUUCCUUUUGUCCCGCCGCACUCGACGGCGAGACACACAUCAUAUCAACUCGUCGAGUCUCCUGAGUGCGCAAGCAUGUAACCUGCAAUACAUUAACUAUGACCAGCGCAUUCCACUGGACUAGCUUCGAAUCUCUGUUUGACUAAAGCCCAUGGACUACACCAAUAGCGGCCAGGGACCACGCAUCGCUACGAACGGAAGAGUUGGUGUCGUUUUGGUCUCACUGUAUUCAUGGACCGCCGUGGCCAUCGGAGUGGCUGUAACCAGAUUCAUCAUAGGUCUGGUACACCAAAUAAUCUUUGGACUGGAUGACUGGAUGGUUCUUGCUGGAAGUGUUGUCUACAUUGGCUCCACCAUCAGCUGGCAAUAUGCAGUCAACGGAGGCCUGGGACAACACUUCGCCAGCCUCAGUGCAAGAGAAAUCUCUCUAUACUUCAAAGCGGUGUACGCAGCACAACUUCUCCACAUUAUGGUAAUGGCACUGGCGAAGUUGUCCGGCGCAUUUUUGAUAAAUCGCAUUGCACCCCAAGCACGAUACAAGAGAUUUUUACUCUUCGGAAGUAUCGGAUUAUACACAAUCUACUCAAUUUUCGCCUUCGCUUUCCAGUGUGGUGCUUCGGAGCCUUGGAUUCUCAACCCUCCGGUCUGCAGUCAAGGCGGGCCAAUGUAUUCGAUCAUUGCACUAAAUAUUAUCUCCGACAUUCUCCUUGCAGGUUGGAUCGUCCCCAUUUUGCGGAACUUGAAUAUAGAUCGGGAGAGACGUACGACAGUAGCCGUUCUUUUUGGUUCAAGAGCGAUCGUGCCAAUGGUGGCUGUUCCCCAAAUAUGGGCUGUGUGGAGGGCGAGUCGGAGCACCGAUCCCACCAACGAUAUGUUCGAGUUAGCUCUGCUGGAACAGGCCGUAACAAGUCUGUCACUCAUUCUCGCCAGUCUGCCUCGGGUCAAGAGGCUCCUUGGAGUCGCUGGAAGCGGCCUCUUGGAUGCACGAAUAUCCGACCGCGAAGUCGUGCGAUCUGCACAAAGAACAACGUCGAAAACCGAUAGCAUCCCUUUGAAACUACUUCCUUCGCGGUCGACGAAGUAUACCACGACGGUCGUGUCGGGGACAGACAAUAGCGGGAAUGGUAAUAAAGGCAUGUCAGAUUGGCACAAGUACCUGGCUAUGGGAAGCAGGCAUGACGAUCAUACGAGCACCUCAAGUCUGUUCGAGCGCCAGGCCGGGGUCAUGGUACAUGAAGAAGUGACUAUUGAAAUUGAGCGCAGGGAAUCUAGCUAGCGGGUUUGGUCGUCCGAAGGGACUUGGUGCUUUGCGCACGAUAACGUUUUUGUUUUUCCUAAUGAUACCCUAAACAGUCUUUUGAUUCAUCAUCAAUGAGCCGUUGCAUAGUGAUACUUCAAUAAAUCUCGAUGAUUUUUGCCCCUCCCCGACCUAGAAAAGCGAC